ACCACCCUGGAUGGACUUGAGAUGCCGGAGACGCCUGAAGAGAACGUGGCUUUGAACAAAGAGGCGGUUCAGUCAUCACAGUACAACUACCUGGGCAGCCCCGGCAAUGCUGUGGACGGAGGACGUAGCUCCAGGUACAGCGAGAGGUCCUGCAGUCGCACCAAAACACAAACAGACCCCUGGUGGAGGGUCGACCUGCAGAGGCCCUUCAACGUCACCACGGUAACCAUCACCAAUCGAGAAGACGGCGACCCCGAGAUGAUUGAUGGAGCGGAAAUACGAAUCGGCAAUUCCCUGGAGAACAACGGGAACAACAAUCCACUAUGUGAUGUCAUUUCCUCCUUCCCUGCCUGGGAAACUAAGGCGUUUCACUGCAGGGCUCAUCUUGGGCGCUACGUGAACAUCUUUCUGCCGGGCUGUGACAAACACCUUGCACUGUGUGAGGUGGAGGUCAGCGCAAACCCGCUGGAAGAACAGGAAGGCAAGGAUAUGCGACCAAACCCUGCACAAAGGAAAACAAAAACUAAAUGCCCUGAUACAAAAGAGGUGCUUGAGAAUGCAGCCACUGGAGGCUCUGCGAUCCAGUCCUCUCAGCUGGACAGUCUGGGCGGAGCCAGCAACGCCAUCGACAGGAACCGCAGCAGCACCUACUCAGAGGGCUCCUGCAGCCACACGCGGGCCGAGAUCGACCCCUGGUGGAGGGUGGACCUGGGGAGGGUCCACAACAUCACCUUUGUGACCGUCACCAACCGCGGGGACGAGUACUCCGACCGCAUAAGCAGCGCUGAGAUCCGCGUCGGCAACUACCUGGACAACGAUGGCAACAACAACCGUCUGUGUGCUGUGAUACCUUACAUCCCCGCUGGCCAGAUUAGGACCUUUGAGUGUGGUGGGAUGGAGGGUCGCUAUGUCAACAUUCGCCUCCCUGGCAGAGAGAAAUACUUGACCCUGUGUGAAGUGGAAGUGCAUGCAAGCACCUUUCAAGCAGUGCUGCUCCCUCAACCAGCGCCUCCAGUUGCUGUGCCUGAGACGGUGGCCUCCAACUCUUACCUGACGUGGCUGUGGAGGCCUUGGCAAAGCCGGCAGCCCCCUGUGGCCAGAAGUGAUAAUGUUGCGCUGAAGGGUAAAGCUACCCAGUCGUCUCAGUUCAGCCGCUUGACCCAUGCGGAGAACGCCAUCGACGGUGGCCUGGACACCGAGUACCUCUCUGGCUCCUGUGCCCACACGCGGCUCCAGUCUGACCCCUGGUGGCGAGUCGAUCUCAUGGCCGUGCACAGAGUGGAGUCCGUGACCAUCACCAACAGAGAGGACUGCUGCGAGUGGAGACUCGACGGGGCCGAGAUACUGGUUGGGAAUUCGCUGGAGAACAAUGGCAACAGCAACCCUGUAUGUGCUGUUGUGUCAUCCAUCCCCGCUGGAGAGUCCAUUACCUUCCAGUGUAACGGAAUGGAGGGGAGAUUCGUAAACAUCAUCCGGCCGGGAUGCUUUAAGUUCCUCAGCCUGUGUGAGGUGGAAGUCCACGCAAGCCUCGUAGCUGGAGCUGUUUUCCCUCCACAAGAUCUCAUGGAGGAUUAUGUGGAGAAACCUUCGGAAACACAGUGUUCAGAUAUCCAAGUGCCUGGGAACCUCGCCUCACGGGGACGAGCGGCCCAGUCCUCUCAGUAUGAUCACCUCGGAGAUGCCAAGAACGCCAUCGACAGGAACCGAAGUCCGUUAUACCACAGCGGCUCCUGCUCGCAUUCCAGGCAGGAAACCAGCCCCUGGUGGCGCGUGGACCUCCUGAAAAGACUCAGGGUGGCCUCGGUGACCGUCACCAACAGGGGGGACUGCUGCGCUGAGAGGAUCAACGGGGCAGAAAUCCGCAUCGGAAACUCCCUGCAAAACAACGGCAACAGCAACCCUCUGUGUGCCGUUAUAGAUGAGAUGAGAGAGGGAGAGACCGUCUCUUUUCAGUGCCACAAUAUGGAGGGCCGCUAUGUCAGCAUCAGUCUCCCAGGAAGAUGGAAAUACUUAACUCUGUGUGAAGUAGAGGUCCGGAGCACCAGAGAGUCGUCCCAAAUGAAACCACUACAGAACUAGGGAAACAUACUCUGAUUUUUUUUUUUUUUAAUGCCUUCGAUGCAUUUUUGAAUUGCCAUGUUGUAAUGUUUUUAGUGUUGUGCCUAAUGUGGCAAAAUAUGACAUAAUGAAAAUAAAUAAA
Engraulis encrasicolus (European anchovy) is the source of this 2200-nucleotide messenger RNA. RefSeq lists its product as uncharacterized. The record is from RefSeq and is a predicted model, not a curated record. The transcript has 12 exons. Lineage: Eukaryota; Metazoa; Chordata; Actinopteri; Clupeiformes; Engraulidae. Bases 22 to 2079 code for a protein of 685 amino acids.